Messenger RNA from Raphanus sativus (radish), 1766 nucleotides. RefSeq lists its product as uncharacterized. The transcript has a single exon. Bases 109 to 1683 code for a protein of 524 amino acids. NCBI's taxonomy places the organism in Eukaryota, Viridiplantae, Streptophyta, Magnoliopsida, Brassicales, Brassicaceae. The record is from RefSeq and is a predicted model, not a curated record.
UUUUCAAUAUAAACAAAAAUCUUCAGUGAAAGAAGAAACAAAUAGAAAAGAGAAAUUGAAAACUUUCCCUAAAAAGACCCAUAACUCAACAUGUAAACCCUGCACAAGAUGAUGCCUAUGCGAUGCCCCAAUGACGGUAAUCUCUUAAAAUCCACAAACUCCUCCUCAUCAAAAUGCACUGCAUGUUACGAAGAAGAUGACAAAAAACAAGGCCGCAAAUGUGAUCAUUGCAAUUUUAGUUUCCACGAGGAAUGCAUGAACCUCAACCUUCCUUCUCAUCAUAAACACACUCUCAAGCUCGCAAAUUAUUACCAAUGCCAUCUAUGUCACGACGAUGAGCCCAAAGUGUUGUAUCGAUGUUCACAAUGUGAUUUUAAUAUAUGUAUCCCGUGUGCGAGAAAGCCUCUGAUCAUCAACCAAGCUAAGGCGCACAAGCAUGAACUCCAACAAAUACCGAUUAAGCUUUCCUUCACCUGUGAUGCAUGUGGAUUUUUCAGUUCAGACUACCCAUGUAUUUGUCAUCAAUGUUGUUUCAUAACCCAUAGAAAAUGCAUCUUCUUACCACGUGUUAUAUAUAUCAACCGGCACGACCACCGCGUCUCUCAUGUUUCCUCUCUGGGACCUGGGAACUGGAUUUGUGGUAUAUGCCAUGAGCCUGUUCAAGGAGGGUAUGUAGCAUAUUCUUGCUUAAUUUGCUCUUAUGUUGUUCAUUCAAAGUGUGCAACAGAUCGUUAUAUUUGGGAUGGGAGAGAACUCGAAGGGAAACCCGAAGAAGAAGAAGAAGGUAAGCCAUUUGAAGUGAUAGAUCAAAACCUAAUCAAACAUUUUAGCCAUGAACACAAUCUGGAGGCUUCACUAGGACUCCAAGAAGAUAAACACUGCUAUGCAUGCACCAUUUCUUUUAAUUCUGAAAGGUGUUACAGAUGUACACAAUGUGAUUUUAUGCUUCACGUUGCAUGCGCUAAUCUCCCUCUACGAAAAAGGCACCUGAUCAGCAGACGCCAACUUAAUUUGCAUGUCAACUAUUCGUCUGCUAAAUUCACCUAUUUUUCGUGUGACGCUUGCGAACGUUAUUGCACUGGUUUCAAAUAUGCUAAUUAUAUAUUCGGCUUCCAGAUUGAUGUUCGUUGUGCGUCAAUUACUGAUGCAUUUAAACAUGAAAGCCAUCCACAUUGGUUGUUCCCAUUUAAAUCUUAUGAGUCACGCAGGAAAUGUACAGUUUGUGACUCGGUACAUGAGGUGCAUCUACGUUGCAUUAUUAAUCAUGGUGCUUGUGGAGGCUUCACUUUAUGCUUCAAAUGCGCUACUCUACCCACACAGCUGGUAAGACACAAAUAUGAUGACCAUCCUCUCUCCUUAGGCUAUGGUGAGGGAAAUGCGAAUUCAACCUAUUGUUGCGGUGUAUGCGAAGAGGAAGGAUUCCCCGAGAGAGGGUUUUACUGGUGUCGUGAUUGUAACUCCACUCUUCAUACUAAAUGCGUAUUUACAAAUCUAUUACACCCAAGACCUGGAUACACUUUAAAGAUACGUGACAAAGGAACAUUUGAAUUGCUUCCCAACAACAGUCUGUCUCGGCCAACUUGCUAUGAAUGUAAAAACCAUUGUAUCGGUGAUUUGGUUCUGAAAAGUCAGGUAAAUAAAAGUGUAUUCAUGUGCUCUUCUUGUGUCUUUCCUGAAAAAUAAUCGCAUGCGAUUCAUAAAACUCUUGUAACUUUUAUUUAUAAACGGAAUUGUUUUUUCUUCUAAAACAAUAAUCUCUAAGCAAA